GAUUUGUGUGCGAUAGUCUAUUUAUAAGGCAAUGCCUGGGUGUAUAGAUAGGGGAGCAGAGAUGUGAGAAAGCAAAGGAAGAAGGAGGCCAAUUCAGUGUGUGUUAAUGAGCAGAGUUACUGAGCAGGGUUAUUGCUGUGGGCAGUUGGAGCUUAUAUUCAUGAGGACUUCUGGAAACUACUGUAGAAUGCCUGGGGUGACACCCACCAACUUCCACCCUACCUCUGCCUUCUCUGGCCUGCCCUGCAUGCAAGCUGAACAGACUUCUGUGGCCAAAGAAAGUCCUUAGUCCAAGAAUCACAGGUACUUGCAGUAGGAAGCAUCAGUGUGCACCUAGUAGUGAAUGCCAACAGAUAUGGGUGGAGAACUGACAGCAUCUGUUAGGGAAAGUUAUAAGAAAAAAUUUAUUACAAAGGUCUUCAAAUCACUGAUAAUCACAGUGCUUUGUGUGGUAACCCAUUCAUUUGCAAAGCUUUAAAAUAUUCCCAGCUCUAGAAAGCUUAAUACAUUCUUCUAGGGGUAGUGAUGGCUGGAAAGAUGAAAGACUGGAAAGAGUGGGCAGUGAUUGUUAUUUCCAUUUUACCUAUGGAAAAAGUGGUUACAUGAAUAGGCUGAGGUCACCAAAUUUUACAGUGAUAAAGCUGUAACCAGAGUCAAAGUUUGCAUAGCCCUUGCCUGGGACACUUUCUCUGAGGCUGUACAUCAACAUGUAUAGCACAUCUAAGAAACAUGGCCCAUAAGAUGAAAUUUCAAGGGGUCACUAGGGCAGCAAAGUGACCCACUGCUGUGGCCUAUGUUGUCUUUGGUAUAGUGACAAGAACAGUAGUGUUGGUAUCAGACAAAUUAAAAUUCAAAUGUUGAUUCUACCAGUUACAAACUCUAAACCUUGGUUAAGCCACUUAUCUUCCCCAAACUUCGUUUCCUAAUUUUCUAAAUGUGGGUAAUAAUACCUUCCAUGUGAGUUUGCUGUAAGGAUUAACCAAGAUAAGAAGUGGGAAAGAGCUUCAUAAACUGCUCAGUGGCAUACAUAAAAGACAUUAACAAAAUAGUCCAAGAGAUGAAGUCAAAAUAGCAUUUCCAUGGAGACUGUGAAACUGAAGCAAAACUUUAGUUGUUUUUGUAUGAUUUUAGAAAUCUUUUUUUAAAGCUUGGAAUUAAAACUGAUGGAAUUGAAGUGCUGGGAGAUUAGGAGAAGAGCUUGAGUUUGAGCUCAUAAUCCUCCUUUGCAGCAACAUAUUGACAAAGUAAUGCUCAGGAGUGAAGGAUUUUCAUGGCACAGGUAAUCCAUCCAGUUAGCUACUUCCCACAGAUAACAGCUAACCCAGGCCAAAGAAGCAGAGCCAUGGGAAAAGAGUACAGGAACUCCCCAACACCAAAAUUUUCAUGGCCUGUCCAUGACCUAAGCAUUAUGCAAGGGAAAUACCUAAGGGAAAAAAAAAAUGUCACCAGUAUUACUUAAAAGAACACGGUGACAAAGAUAUAUUUCCACGGGCUAGGUAGAGUCAUCCUGGUUAGCAAAUCCUAAACUUCCAACAAAUACAUUUUGGUCUUUUGGUGUCUGGCUCAUUUGGGACUUCAGUUGCAAUUUUGAAAGGUGGGGAAGACUCUAUGAUGUAGGCCUUGACCUCAGAUGUGGAUUUCCACUCCAUCUACACCACUUACUGGUUCUGUUACCUCAUGCGGUGUAAUUUUCUUCUUGACAAUUCAUUCAUUCACUCAGUAAACAUGAAAAUCUCCUUGGAGCUACUUUGUGGAAAAGAAAAAUGAGUCAAAAGGGUAAUUCUAAGGACUGUCAGGAAUGAGAAGUGUGUUUGGGAUGGGGAGACCUAAACCUGUUUGUGUGCAGAGAGAAAGAACUCACAGAGAUGGAGAUAUUUAAGGUUUAAGAACAUGAGAUGGAGGCAAGAACCCAGAUGAGAGUGUUAUCUUUAGGAAAAAGGAAGGUCCACCUUCUAUGUGUUUACAUAUGCAUGCUGUUUUUGUCAGGUGCCAUCGAGUCGAUUCCAACUCAUAGCGACCCAAUGCAUAAUAGAACAAAACACUGCCCGAUCCUGAGCCAUUCUUAAAAUCACUGUUACCUUGAGCUCAUUGUUGCAGCCACUGUGUCAGUCCAUCUAGUUGAGGGUCUUCCUCUUUUUGGCUGACCCUUCACUUUACCAAGCAUGAUGUCCUUCUCCAGGGACUAGUCCCUCUUGAUAACACGGUCAAAAUACGUGAGACGUAGUCUCACCAUCUUUGCUUCUAAGGAGCAUUCUAGAUGUAUUUCUUCCAAAACAGAUUUGUUCGUUUUUUUGGCAGUCCAUUGUAUGUUCAAUAUUCUUCACCUACACCAUAAUUCAAAGGCAUCAAUUCUUCUUCGGUCUUCCUUAUUCAUUGUCCAGGUUUCACAUGCAUGUGAGGCAAUUGAAAACACCAUGGCUUGGGUCAGUAGCCCUUUAGCCUGCAAGGUGACAUCUUUGCUUUUUAAUACUUUAAAUAGAUCUUUUGCAGCAUGUUUGCCCAAUGCAGUAUGUCAUUUGAUUUCUUGACUGCUGCUUCUAUGGGUGUUGAUUGUGGAUCAAAGUAAAAUGAAAUCCUUGACAACUUCAGUCUUUUCUCCAUUUAUCAUGAUGUUGCUUAUUGGUUCAGUUGUGAGGAUUUUAGUUUUUUAUGCAUAUGCAUAUGGGCUGUGAUAUAGUUGAAAGAUGCUGGUUUCCUCUUCCAAAACCAAAAACUAAACCAGUUGCCAUUGAGUCGAUUUUAACUCAUGAUAACCCCAUGUGUGUCAGAGUAGAACUAGGCACACAACAACAACAUUAUAAGUACUUUACAUCAAUUAACUCAAUUCUUACAAUUCCAUAAUGAGAGUGAGGAAUGGAUAGGCUAAGUGACUUGUAUGAGCCAUGCAGGCACUAAGUGGGAGAGUUGGGAUUUGAACCCAUGCAUCUACCUCUAGGGACUGGAUGCUUUAUCUCCACCUCUGAAUUGUGGUAUUGAGUACCUUACAACCUAGGUGAUCUCUAAGAUCCUAAAAGAGGCUAACUUCUGAUAAGUCCAUGAAAUUAACUUUUUAGACAUACUGGUAGUUUCUUGAUUUUUCCUGUAGUUCCAAAGCACUUUUCUUCCAUGAAUUCACUGGUCAAUGGUGUAAGUAGAAAUCAAGUUCUUAUUUUUCUCAGCCAGAGCCAUUGGAAAUUGCCUCAGCACCUCUCUGGAAUGGCUCAUCAUGUGCAAAGCUUGACACAGCCUCAAGAUGGCAGCAUUAACUCAAAGAUGGAUGGACAGCAACUCGUGUCUGGCCUUGAACUAAUUCAAAAGUAAAAAUUGGUCUCUUUCUUAGCCUUUAUUUUCCUAAAACCUCAAGGUAUACCUAUUUGGAGGUAAAGUGUCAAAUUAAUAGUGUGAGGAUAUCAGUGAAGGAGCCAGAGAAGUCAAAGCAGGAAGUAUUCGCCUUGGAAUGAAGAAAUUUUGGAGAGAGAAAAGAAAGAGGAUGUAUUUAGUUCCAUGAGGAGCUGAUGAGGUUCAAAGAACUUAGUAAUUUUCUAAGUUAUUAGUUCAGUCAGCAGCAGAUUCUCUCGCUUGACAAAAUCCAGGACCAUUCCACUUUAUCAUACUAAUAGUCUUCAUUUUAAACAGUUUUUUAGAAUAUUAAACAUUGAUAAAGGAGAUUACUUAAUUAUUGUAUAGAAUCAGAUGUUUAGGCUAGAUUGUCUCAGUUGUUAAAGUGUUGAACCUACAGGUGAAGUCUCCUCUCCUUCCCUCCCCUCCCUUCCUAUCUCCUUACCUUCCCUCUUUUUUCCUCUCCUGGGGGAUGUAUUGAUCAAAUAAAAUGAUGAGGAGGAAAUUUAAGUUGGACUUAGCGUGGAUCAGGAGAUAACUGGCGAGGAGAAUGGAGGUUAGAUGCUACAAGAGUCUGAGAGUGCUGCAAACAUAUCCAUGGUCUCUUAUCACCCAGCUUGCCACCUGCUUGGCCACUUCUUAUUUUUUCCUUUAUAGAACAUCUUAAUUUUUAUUCUAACAGCAAAUUUUUCCAUGAAAAUAUUUUCAUGACAGGAAAGAAAAAGAUGGAUAAAAAAGCUUCAUUUUUAAUAUUGAACAUACUGGAACAUCCAUAUUUAUUCAACAAGCGUUUGUCGAAAGUUCUGCGGUUCUAAACCACCGGCGGCUCCUCAGGAGAAGGAUGUGGCAGCCUACUUCCCUAAAGAUUUACAGCCUUGGAAACUCCAUGGGGCAGUUCUGCUCUCUUGUACAGUCGUUAUGAGUUGGAAUUCUACUCAAUGGCAGGGCAUUUGGGUUGGUGAUGAGAAGCAGGAACAUCCCUAGAUAUUGAAAGUAUCCGUGUUCUUGCACAUCAGUUCCCAAAGUGGAGGACUAGAGCAGAGCGCACAAGUAUAUAGCCUUUGGGUCAGAGAGACUUGAUCCAAAUUCUUGCUCUGCCACAUACAAGCUAUGUGAUCUUGGGCAGAUUAUAAAAAUUUUCUAUACUUAAGGGCUUUUUAAAUAAACUUUUUAUUUUAGAAUAGUUUUGUAGUUACAGAACACUUACACAGAUAGUAUAGAGUUUUCAUACACCCCACACUCAAUUUCUCCUACUAUUAAACUUUUAUAUUGGCAUGGUGUAUUUUUUACAAUUAAUAACCCCAUAUUGAUACAUUAUUAUUAACUAAAGGCCACGUUUUAUUCGUAUUUCUUUAGUUUUUACUUAAUGUCCCUUUUCUAUUCCAGAAUUCCAUCCAGAAUACCACAUUACAUUUAGUCAUUAAGUCUCCUUAGAUUCUUCUUGGCUGUGACAGUUUCUCAGACUUUCCUUGUAUUUCAAGCGUACUGGUCAGGUGUUUUAUAGAAUGUCCCUUGAUUGGAAUUAACCCGAUGUUUUUUUCAUGAUUAGGAUGGAUUUAUAGAUUUUGGGAGGAAGAUCACAGAAGAAAAGUCCAUUCUUAUUACAUCAAAUUAAAGGUCCAUACUGUCAACAUUACAUACCACUGUUGAUGUCAGCCUUGGUCACCUGGAUGAGGCGGUGUUUGGCAGGUUGUUCCAUUGUAAAGUUACUCCCCUCCCCCUUUCCAUACUAUACUCUUUGGAAGGAAGUCACUGUGUAACCCACACUUAAGGAAUGAAGAGUUAGUUCCUACUUCCUUGAGGGGGGAUUAUAUACUUAGCAUAAUUCUGAAUAUAUCUGUCGAGUGUCCCUCACUUUUUGUUUAUUCAAUGAUUUAUUUAUGUAAGUAUGGACUCAGGUAUAUUUAUUUUAUACAUUGGGUUAUAACCCAAUACUACUUUAUUUUCUUGCUCUAAUCCUUUCAGCUUUGUGCAUUGGAAACUCUCUCAGUUGUCUCCUGUGUUGCUAUGACAUGAUAUUUUGAGCACUUAUUUAUUUUCUGGAACUACGAGAUGCUUCAGGAUCAUUUUGGAUAUUUCCUGCCCCAGUCCUAGAAGCAAUCAUUUCUUCAAGGAGACCUGGUCCCUUUCAUUGGAUAAUAGUAUUAGAAACCAAAAUCUGGGUGCUAGGGGUAUACUGAAGUUUUCAUGUAUGUCAAAUAGGAAAGACAAUACAUUCCUCACAGAGUUGUGUGAAAAUUAAGUAAAAUAACAAAUAUAUAAUACUUAACAAAGGGCUUGAAACAUAGGAAGCACCCAGUAUAUGCUAACUCAGUAGGUUGUUGUUUUUAGGUGCCGUUGAGUCACUUCCGACUCACAGCGACCCUAUGUACCACAGAACAAAACACUGUCCAGUCCUGUACCAUGGUCACAAUUGUUGUAAUCCAUUUUUGCAGUCACUGUGUCAAUCCAUCUUCUUGAGGGUCUUCCUCUUUUCCACUGACUCUAUACUUUACCAAGCAUGAUGUCUUUCUCCAGGGACUGAUCCUCCAUGACAACAUGUCCAAAGUGUGUAAGACCCAGUCUCGCCAUCUUCGCUUCUAAUGAAUAUUCUGGGUGUACUUCUUCCAAGACAGAUUUGUUUGUUAUUUUGGCCGUCCAUGGUAUAUUCAGUAUGCUUUGCCAACACCACAAUUCAAAGGCAUCAAUUUCUCUUCAGUCUUCCUUACUUAUUGUCACCUUUCACAUACAUAUGAUGCAAUUGAAAAUACCUGGACUUGGGUCAAGAAUACCUUAGUCUUCAAGGUGACAUCUUUGCUUUUCAGCACUUUAAAGAGAUCCUUUGCAGCUGAUUUGCCCAAUGCAAUGCGUCUUUUGAUUUCUUGACUGCUGCUUCCAUGGGUGUUGAAUGUGGAUCCAAGGAAAAUGAAAUCCUUGACAACCUCAAUCUUUUCUCCUUUUACCAUGCUGUUGCUUAUUGGUCCAGUUGUGAGGAUUUUUGUUUUCUUUAUGUUGAUGUGUAAUCCACAUUGAGGCUGUGAUCUUUGAUUUUCAUCAGUAAGUGCUUCAAGUCCUCUUCACUUUCAGCAAGCAAGGUUGUGUCAUCUGCAUAACCCAGGUUGUUAAGAGUCUUCCUCCAAUCCAGAUGCCCCAUUCUUCUUUACAUAGUCUAGUUUAUUGGAUUAUUUGCUCAGCAUACAGAUUGCAUAAGUCUGGUGAAAGGAUACAACCGUGACACACAUCUUUCCUGACUUUAAACCACGCAGUACACCCUGUUCUGUCCAGACAACUGCCUCUUGGUCUAUGUACAGGUUCCUCAUGAGCACACUUAAAUGUUCUGGAAAUUCCCAUUCUUCACAAUGUUAUCCAUAAUUUGUUAUGAUCCACACAGUCGAAUGCCUUUGCAUAGUCAAUAAACACAGGUAAACACCCUUCUGGUAUUCUCUGCUUUCAGCCAUGACCCAUCUUACAUCAGCAAUGAUAUCCCUGGUUCCACAUUUUCUUCUGAAUCCAGCCUGAAUUUCUGGCAGUUCCCUGUCAAUAUACUGCUGCAGCUGAUUUUGAAUGAUUUUCAGCAAAAUUUUCCUUAAUGUGAUGUUAAUGAUAUUGUUAGAUAAUGUUCACAUUUGGUUGGAUCACCUUUCCUGAGAACAGGCAUAAACAUGGAUCCCUUCCAGUAGAUUGGCCAGGCAGCUGUCUUCCAAAUUUCUUGGCAUGAACGAGUGAGCACUUCCAGCACUGCAUCUGUUUGUUGAAACAUCUCAGUUGAUAUUCCAUCAAUUCCUGGAGCGGUGUUUUUCGCCAGUGCCUUCAGAGCAGCUUGGAUUUCUUCCUUCAGUACCAUCUGUUCCUGAUCAUAUGCUACCUCUUGAAAUGGUUGAACAUCGACCAAUUGUUUUUGGUAUAAUGACUGUGUAUUCCUUCCAUCUUCUUUUGAUGCUUCUUGUAUCGUUUAAUAUUUUCCCCAUAGAAUCUUUCACUACUGCAACUUGAGGCUUGAAUUUUUUCUUCAGUUCUUUCAGUUUGAGAAAUGGAGAGCAUGUUCUUCCCUUUUGGUUUUCCAUCUCCAGCUCUUUGCACAUGUCAUUAUAAUACUUUACUUUGUCUUCUCGAGCCAUCCUUUGAAAUCUUCUGUUCAGCUCUUUUACUUCACCAUUUAUUCCUUUUGCUUUAGCUGCUCCACAUUCAAAAGCAAGUUUCAGAGCCUCUUCUGACAUCCAUUUUUGUUUUUUUUCUUUCCUGUCUUUUUAAUGACCUCUUGCUUCUUCGUGUAUGAUGUCCUUGAUGUCAUUCCGCAACUCAUCUGGCCUUUGAUCAUUAGUGUUCAACAAGUCAAAUCUAUUCUUCAGAUGGUGGGAUAUACUCAAGUUCAUAUUUUGGGUCUUGUGGACCUGUUCUAAUUUUCUUCAAUUUCAACUUGAACUAGUAUAUGAGCAAUUGAUGAUCUGUUCCAAAAUCGGCUCCUGGCCUUGUUCUGACUGACAACAUUGAGCUUUUCCAUUGUCUCUUUCCACAGAUGUAGUCGAUUUGAUUCUUGUGUGUUCUGUCUGGUAAGGUUCAUGUGUAUAGUCGCUGUUCAUGUUGGUGAAAAAAGGUAUUUAUAAUGGAGAAGUCAUUGGUCUUGGAACAUUCUGUCAUUCAAUCUCCAGCAUUGAUUCUAUCACCGAGGCCAUAUUUUCCAACUACUGAUCCUUCUUGUUUGUUUCCAACUUUCACAUUCCAAUCAGUAAUAAUUAUCAAUGCAUCCUGAUUGCAUGUUUGAUCAAUUUCAGACUGCAGAAGCUGGUAAAAAUCUUCAAUUUCUUCAUCUUUGGCCUUAGAGGUUGGUGUGUAAAUUUGAAUAAUAGUUGUAUUGACUGGUUUUCCUUGUAGGUGUAUGGAUAUUAUCCUAUUACUGACAGCAUUGUACUUCAGGAUAGAUCUUGAAGUGUUCUUUUUGAUGAUGAACAUAACACCAUUCCUCUUCAAGUUGUCAUUCCCAGCACAGUAGACCAUAUGAUUAUCUGAUUAAAAAUGGCCAAUACCAGUCCAUUUCAGCCACUAACACCUAGGAUAUCAAUUUUUAUGCAUUCCAUUUCAUUUUUGAUGAUUUCCAGUUUUCCCAGAUUCAUACUUUGUACAUUCCAGGUUCCUAUUAUUAAUGGAUGUUUGCAGCUGUUUCUUCUCAUUUUGAAUCAUGCCACAUCAGCAAAUGAAGGUCCCAAAAGCUUGACUCCAUCCAUGUCAUUAAGGUUGACUCUACUUUGAGGAGGCAGCUCUUCCACAGUCAUCUUUUGAGUCUCUUCCAACCUGGGGGGCUCAUCUUCAAGCACUAUAUGAGACAAUGUCCCGCUGCUAUUCAUAAGGUUUUCACUGGCUAAUGCUUUUCAGAAGUAGACUGCCGGGUCCUUCUUCCUAGUCUCUCUUAGUCUGGAAGCUCAGCUGAAACCUGUCCUCUGUGGGUGACCUUGCUGGUAUCUGAACACUGGUGGCAUAGCUUACGGCAUCACAGCAACACACAAGCCCCCACAGUACGACAAACUGACAGACACGUGGUGAGUUUCCAACAUAUAAAUAUGUAUAUUAAAAAAACGACACGUGGGGGAACUCAUUAGGAGUAGAAAUAAAUAGAAUGCUUUUCUUCCUGUAGUGUCCAUGCUAAACCUUAUUUUGUGUAUAUCCAACAGGAUUGAAAGCAAGAAUUUAAACAUGUUGGUACACAAGCAGGAAGCCCUGGUGGCAUAGUGGUUAAGAGCUAUGGCUGCUAACCAAAAGGUUGGCAGUUCGAAUCCACCAGGUGCUCCUUGGAAACCCUAUGGGGCAGUUCUACUCUGUCCUAUAGGGUUGCUGUGAGUCGGCAUCCACUUGUCGGCAAUGGGUUUGGUUUUGGUUUGUGCACCAAUAGGAGUCCUGGUGGCACAGUGAUUAACCAAAAGGUUGGCAGUUGGAAUCCACCAGCUGAUCCUUGGAAACCCUAUGAGGGAGUUCUACCGUGUCCUGUAGGGUCACUAUGAGUUGGAGUUGACUCAACAGAAACAGGUUUGGGUUUCUUUGUACACCAAUGUUCAUUGCAGCACUAUUCACAAUAUUCAAAAAGUGGAAACAACCUAAAUGCCCAUCAACUAAUGAAUGGAUAAACCAAAUGUUGUAUGUACAUACAAUGGAAUAUUACUCAGCCAUAAAAAGAAAGAAGUUCUGUUAUGUAGUACAAUAUGGAAGAACCUGAAAAUAUCAUGCUGUAUGAAAUAAGACAGUCACAAAAGCAUAAAUAUUGUAUGAGUCCACUUAUACGAAAUAUCUAGAAUGGGCAAAUGUACACAGACCUAAAGUUAUUAGUGGUUACCAAGGGCAGGCAGGAGCAAGGGGAAUAAAGGGACUCAUUGCUUAGGAGACACUGAGCUUCUGUUAAGGGUGAUGGAAAAAGUUGAAAAUAAAUAAUGAUGGUCGUUGUACAAUGUGAUGAAUACAAGUAAUGUCACUGAAUUGCAUAUGUGAAGAAUGUUGAAAGGGCAAGUAUUUUAUUAUAAACACAUUUACUACAAUUAAAAAAAAAUCAAGUUGAUAAGAAAAAAUAUUUCCUGAAAGUGUUUUGGCCCACAGAGUUUUCUGAAACUUGUAGUACUGUAUGCAGAACUGACUAUACAAAAAAUUGAAAUUCUGAUGAAGUUUAUCUUCUCCAUCUGGUAUUUUUUAUUUCUCCCAAUUUAGUUUUAAAGUCAGAACCAACUUCCAAUAAUCACAGGAAGUCUUCCCUGGGCUGAUUUGGGGAGCGAUUGAACUCUCAAGCUCCUUUGAUGAAACUUGCUCAUCAAUAAUAUUUGUCUGUGAAUGGAAGAACAGGACUUCCCUUGGCCUUUAACAGGUUGGUGCCUCAGACGAAAGCCCUGAUGAUCUGCUUCUGAAAUGUCACAGCCUUGAAAACCCUAUGGAGCUGCAAUCCGACUCUGCAGCACAUGAGGUCGCCAUGAGUCAGGAUCGGCUGGAUGGCAACUGGUUGAAGCUUCUUCAUAUCAUAAUAUCAGGUCCCUCAGUAAAGUGGUGUUUUGUUUACUUGUUAGCAUGCUGCUGAGACUUGGAUUGGGGUUGUGACCUUAGGGACCCUUUCUCUAGAGGAUCCUAAAUUUACAUUUGUGGUGGUGUCUAGCUGGUCCCAGUUCUGCCAUACAGUUUGGUAUGAUUCACUUAGGGUCUGAAGCAAACCUCAAAGGCAGCUGGCCUGCCUUUACACUAUUACUACAUUGCCUCAGGAAAUUUUCUAUUAUUUGAAAUCUGAGGUUCUUAGAGACCAAACAGCUUUUCUGUUUUAGACUUCAAAAAGUCUGAUAGCUGAAGGCAGUUCUGAAUUGAGAUCUCAUAAUUCCUGAGAACACAGGUAUGUUAUUCCUGACUUUUUUUUUUUUUUUAAAAGCAACAUCCUUCUCUUUGUGGAUAGAAACAAUGAGUUUGUCCAGGAGAAACGGGUUCAGAAAUAGGUACAAAAAAUGACUUUUCAUUUCCAUUUUCCCAGUCCCCUUUGCUAUAUCUCACACUAAGACACACACACACACACACAUACACACACAAAUGGAGACAGAGAGGGGCUUCCAUAGGUAAUUUUGGGUCAUCUUUACUCAGACAUUGACAUGUGAGGCGAGACACUGUAACCAACUAGUAUUACUAAAGACAAGAAACCAAGUUCAGAUGGUUGACCAGCAGUCUAAUAAGGAGAUUAAAUAAGUUAGCUUGUAUUAAGUGCUCACCAUAAACUACACAGGAUUUUCUAGAUUUUCCCAAAUUUUAUUUUACUUAAAUUGUUGUUGAUAGCAAGAAAAUUGACUUGCCAAAGUCCCAAAAGUAGUAAGUAUUAAAACUAAUACUCUAACUAAACUUCUGGGCUUCAAAUCCGUUCAUUCAUUCAGCAAAGAUUUAGGGGUCUUUAUACGCCUGGCACUAGUCUAAGCAGUGGGUAAUGAUACACAAAUCGUGAUAAAAAAACAGUCCAAUAGUUACGAGAUUGAAUCUUCUUUGAAGUUCUCCAAUUGGGGUACGAUGGCUGGUGAUGAUUCUUCAAGUCCCUUUAGAAGCAAUUUUUGAAGGAACUUUCAUUUCUAGACUAUCUGUCUCUGUAGUUUGGACUCCACUUUCUCUUUUUGUAAUAAUAAUAAUCCCUUACAUUUUAAUGCUUUUCAAUUUCAAAACAUCUUCUCAUCUGUUAUUUCUUGCAUACCAAAAACCAAACCUGUUGCUGUUGAGUUGAUUCCGACUCAUAAUGACCCCGUGGGAUAGAGUAGAACUUGCCCCAGAGGGUUUCCAAGGAGUGGCUGGUGGAUUCGGACCGCCGACCUUUUGGUUAGCAGCUGAACUCUUAACCACUGAGCCACCAGGGCUCCAUUUAUUAUAUAAGGCAGUAGUAUAUCAAUACUAUCUUUAGGUCUUUUUUAAAAUGUCUUUUCCUUUUCGACGGCACUGGGUUUGGGUUUCCUUUUUAAGUCUCCUUCAGAUAUUUAUUUUAGGUCUUUGCAAGACCUGGGUGGGAGCAAAUAUAGCAGCAUCAGGAUUUGGGUUCAGGCCUUGCAAACCUCCAGGGAUGACUCUAGGUAAUGAGGCCUUUCCUCUCUUCGCUAACUCCAGAUUUCUCCACUUGGUCUGUAUCCACACACUUUUAUUAACAGAGCCGGAAUGGACUAGAUGGGAAUUUUUUUUUUUGGCAAUGCAUAAUAGAAAGGGCUGUCCUUCAAGAAAACACAGAAAGUACCCUGAAUAUUAUUUCCUGAUGAGUGAAAAUGGCAGUCUGAUGCAGCUCAAUCUGGGGUGUGUGAUGGUUAUUAGAAAUUGAACCUACAGCUUAGGUGAAUAUACUCAGGUGAUUAGUAUUAACUAAAGGAAUUGAUCAAAUAAGCAUCUGAGAAGGUGUUUUGGGAAGGAAUUCAGAAUCCAUGCUAAAUCAGCUACAUUUCAUUCUUAGAGUUUCUCCAGCCUGUUUAACCCCAGCUCGUGUUGGGAAAGAGGCUGGUUUAUGAGAUUGGAAGGUGAAUGCCUCCUUAGUCAAAGGUUUUCAAUACUUAACUACCAGUUUUCCCUUCCCAGGCUCCCCCAGCCAAUGAGCAGCAAUAUUUGGCUGGAGCUAUAGACCUUGAACCAACCUCUUCGUCUGGCCAAGGCAGUUUCUUCAUGUGUAUAGCUAUGCAUGAAUAUAGGUAUGUUGUUGUUAUGUGCCGUUGAAUCGGUUCCAACUCAUAGCAACCCUAUAGGACAGAGUAGAUCUGACCCCUAGGGCUUCCAAGGAGCACAUGGUGGAUUCAAACUGCCAACCUUUUGGUUAGCAGCCAAGCUCUUAACUUCGCCACCAGGGCUCCUGUGUGUGUAUAUAUAUACGUGUAUGAUUAUUAUUAUGUAUAUAUAAUUUAUAUCUGUAUCUGUAACUGGAAACCCUGGUGGUGUAGUAGUUAAGUGCUACAGCUGCUAACCAAAGGGUCAGCAGUUCGAAUCCACCAGGCCCUCCUUGGAAACUCUCUGGGGCAGUUGUACUCUGUCCUAUAGGGUCGCUAUGAGUCAGAAUCAACUCGAUGGCACUGGGUUUUUUUUUUUUUUGGUUUAUACCUGUAUCUAUAUAUAUAGAUAUAUAUCACAAAUAUGUUAUGUAUCUAUCUAACUCAUGGAAUUAUUGUGAUUAAAUGAAGAAAUGCACUCAAAAACAGUUUUUUAUACUCUCUAGAAUAGUGCUUCUCAACUGGGGGCAUUGUUGCCCCCCAGGGGACAUAUGGCAAUGUUUGGAGAUAUUUUUGGCUGUCCCAUCUGGGGAAGGGGUGUUAUAGGCAUCUGAUGGGUAGAGGCCAGGGAUGCCAUUAAAUGUUCUUCAGUGCAGAGGACACCCUCUCAAAACAAAGAACCAUCCAGUCCAUAAUACCAGUAGCAGACCCAGGAUUGAGAAACUCUGUUCUGGAACAUUGUAUAGAUUUUUCAAUUAAGUAGUUGUGUGAUGUUGAGGGCAUCAUGUACCUCAGUUUGCUACUACGUAGGAUCAGGAAACGCCCUGAAAUAGAUUACAGGAUACUGUAUCUGCUAAAUUAAAGAAUCUUAUACUCAUGACAAAGGUUGAAAGAACUGGAUAUAACAGAUAACAGAGAGUGUUACUGGUGGGAGAGUUAAUUGGUACAUUGCUGGGUGGAAAUCUAUCAAUAAUUAAAAAUUCUUGAAAAAUAUGAAAUUCUAGAAAUUUAUCCUUGGGAAAUAAAGAGGCAUGAGAAGAUCUACAAUGGUAUUCACUGGAGCAUUGCUCAUAUAUCAAAAAACCAAACCUGUUGAAAUCGAGUAGAUUCCAACUCUUAACAAACCUCUAGGACGCAGUAGAAUUGCCUCCAUAAGGUUUUCCAAGGGUGUGAAUCUUUACUGAAGCAGACUGCCACAUCUUUCUCCCGCAGAGUGGCUAGUGGGUUCAAACUGCUGACCCAGUGCACCAUCAGGGCUCCAGCAUUGUUUAUAAAGGUGAAAUUUGGAAUCGAGGCUGUGAGAUAUUACCACGGGCUCCGUCCAGUAGUGUUUCCCGAGCUGGUUGAGCCAGUUCUUGUAAUACCAGUCACACCGCUUGUGUGUGUAUGGUUAUCUAAGCAUAAGGAGCUGGACUGGCCCCUUCUCUUUGUGGUACAACAUAGAACUUCUCACGGACCUGAUCAUUGCAGCUGAUCAAUAUUAAAAUGGAAUAAAUAAGGUCUUAAAAACUGUACUGCAGACACACCAACAUUUGUAUUUAUAUGAUAUAAACAGGUAGAAGAAUCCAAGGUAAGCCAAGGUCAAGCGGAGCUGAAGCUUUUUUCUCCACCUAGUCCCUUGUUUUUCCCUCUCCCCCCUUCUUUCCACCUGUGUUCUCUUUCUUUUUCUGAGCAUGGUCUAGCCCACUUGACUACCAGGAGCAGUCAAAACCUGUAAACACCUCAGGUUGAGAAAAAACAGUAGGGGAGACAGAAAGGUCUAAAGUUAGGGCACAAGCCAUUCUCCUGCCCUGUCUAUCCCCAAACUCACUGUUACUUCUGAAUAUUUUUCCUACCUCAAAUCUAAGCUAACAUUUUGGCAGGAAGCAAGGACCCAGCUAGAUAAAACAAAAACAAAACAAACAGUAAGUUAUUUUGCUCUGGAGUUAAAUGGCAUAAAAAAUAUUUAAAUGAUUUAUUACUGAUGUGCUUUUCAAUUCAAUAGAUAUUUAUGUGUGCCAGGGUCCUUGGUAGGCUGGGUGGGCCAGAGCGGAUGAAGACAUUCACUGUCCCAAGGGGCUUAGAGCUAUUUAGGGAGUUGGGAGGCUGCUCAACUAAUUGUAUGGUAAUCAACCAAGACUCAAGUGUUUUGAGAAUGUAGAGAAAGGAGAGCUUAAUUGUAACCAAGAUCAACAACAAAGACGGUUGCAGGAUAAACUCAUAAAGAUAUUAAAUUAAGAGUUGCAGUUAAAGUCUCUGGAUUUAGCCUCAGACAGUCCAGAGUUUUAAUUCCAUCUCCAACACGUAUCUGUCAAUCAUCAUUUAACUAUUUUUUAAAAAUAAUAAUAGCUCUCCAGUGCCCAAGUAAGAGCUACAAAGUUUUAGGAGCAGAUAGUAGCCAUGAAAAGGAGAUCAAAUAUAAAAUACACUGGAAAUAACCUAAAGUAAGAAAGCCAUAUGCUAUAUUUGCAUGUUUUAAAUCAUGGAACACUGUUUAUAAAGGUGAAAAAUUGAAAAUGAGGAAGUAGAGCAUUCUUACCGUAUAUACAGUUCCUCCCUGUGUGAAAUGAGGAAAAUAAUAGGAUCAACCUCAAAGAGUUGGUUUGAGAAUUAAAUGAGUUAACUACAAGUAGAGCCAUUGGAACAGUGCCUGGUACAUAGUAAGCUUUUGUUAAGAUUUCUAUAAUUUAUUUAAUUGUAUGUGCAUAGAAAAUGUCAGGAGAUUACUAUAGAGUCUGUACUCUUGGGAGUGGAAUGGGGAAGAGAAGGAAUGAGGGAUAUAUACUCUUUACUUCAUACUGUUUUCUUCUUAAAAAUUAAGUAAAUAAAAUUUUAAUAACUAUGCUGCAGACACAUCAAAAUUAGUAUUUAUAUGAUACAGAAUGGGUAGAAGAAUCCAAGCUCUGAGUCUAUGGGCUUUGGAUUCAGAAAUACAACAGUGUGAAUUUUGGUUCUGACCCCUAGUAAUUAGAUUAUUUUGGUCAACAUUAACCUCCCUAAACCUUAACUUUUUCAUCUGUAAAGUGAGCAUAAUAGCACUCUCUUAGCCAUCUAGUGCUGCUAUAACAGAAAUACUACAAGUGGAUGGCUUUAAAAAAGAGAAAUUUAUUCUCUCACAGUCUAGUAGGUUACAAGUCCAAAUUCAGGGUGUCAGCUCCAGGGGAUGGCUUUCUUUCUCUGUUGGCUCUGGAGGAAGGUCCUUGUCAUCAAUUUUCCCCUGGACUAGGAGCUUCUCUGUGCAGAAACCCCAGGUCCAAAGAACAUGCUCUGCUCUCCAUGCUGCUUUCUUGGUGGCAUGAGUUCCCCAACUCUCUGCUUGAUUCCCUUGCCUUUUAUCUCUUAUAAGAUAAAAGAUGGUGCAGGUCACACCCCAGGGAAACUCCCUUUACAUUGGAUCAGGGAUGUGACUUGGUAAGGGUGUUACAAUUCCACCCUAAUCCUCUCUAACAUAAAAUUACUAUCACACAAUGGAGGACAACCACACAAUACUGGAAAUCAUGGCCUAACCAAGUUGAUACACACAUUUUUGAGGAGACGCAAUCCAAUCUAUGACAAGCACCUACCUCACAGGAUUGGGUGCUAUAAUAUAAUGGAAGCAUGUGCCUUAUGCAUAGUAUGUUCUCUACGUAUAUUAGUUUUCUUCUUUUAUAUCAUCUUGCCAUAGCCUCAUACUUUCAUCUCGGUUUCACUGACCCUUCUUCUCCUCUUGAAUCACUGCAGGCUAAAUAUAAGUUGACAUCAAUGGAGAAUAGUACAGAAGCAACAGAGUUCAUCCUCUUGGGAUUAAGUGAUGACCCCAAUCUUCAGAUUCCCCUCCUCCUGAUGUUUUUGUUCAUCUACCUCAUCACUCUGGUUGGGAAUGGGGGGAUGAUAGUGAUCAUCUACUCUGACUCCCACCUCCACACUCCAAUGUACUUCUUCCUCAGUAACCUCUCCUUUGUAGACCUGGGUUACUCAUCAGCUGUAGCUCCCAAGAUGGUGGCUACAUUGCAGUCAGGGAACAAAGUCAUUUCUUUUAAUGGAUGUGCUGCUCAGUUCUUGUUCUUUGCGGGUUUUGCCACUGUCGAGUGCUAUCUCCUGGCUUCCAUGGCCUUUGACCGCCAUGCAGCGGUAUGUAGACCUCUUCAUUACACCACCACCAUGACAGCAGGUGUGUGUGCCCGCCUGACUAUUGGCUCAUACGUCUGUGGCUUCCUCAAUGCCUCCAUUCAUGCAGCAGACACCUUCAGCCUUUCCUUCUGUGGUUCUAAUGAGAUUCAUCAUUUUUUCUGUGACAUCCUACCAGUCCUGGCCCUCUCAUGCUCCAACACAUGCAUCAGCAAGUUGGUUGUCUCCUUUGUUGUGAGCUUCAAUGUCUUUUUCACACUCCUGGUCAUCCUCAUCUCUUACCUCUUCAUACACUUUGCCAUUCAAAGGAUACGUUCGGCUGAAGGGCGGAAGAAAGCCUUCUUCACUUGUGCUUCCCACCUCACUACAGUCUCCAUCUUCUAUGGCACAAUCAUCUUCAUGUACCUGCAGCCCAGCUCCAGUCAGUCCAUGGACAUGGACAAAAUAGCAUCUGUGUUUUACGCUGUGGUGAUUCCCAUGCUGAACCCCUUGAACUAUAGCCUUAGGAACAAAGAAGUGAAAAGUGCUCUCUGGAAAAUACUCAACAAAUUUUACCCUCAGUCUUUAAGUGUGAAUAGGAAGUAGGCACAUAACCAAAGGAAAAAUCAUCUCUCAGAUCUAAGUGCCUCCAUGACUAUCAAGGUUUGGCAGGUUUCAGUUCUGUCUUCCCCAAGAAUGGUAGUUACUUCUGCUUGAAGAAGAGUCAUAAAAAGUAGCCCUUUGAAAUGCCCCACUCAGGAGGAUACUAUUAUAUGUAGCGAACAAGAACAUGGAACAUUUAAACCCUCUUUGCAUUAGAUUCAUGACGGUUUUUAAAGCAGAAGAUUGAAACAUAUAUACAUGUAAGAAAUUUUCAUUCAAUAUUAAAUUUAUUCUAAGGAUCAAACCUUCAUCUGGAAUACACAGAUAUUGUGUUUUUCAAUCCUUUGGUGCAUGUGUUUGCAAUUUAAAGUUUCUAAUGUUGUCAGAAGAAAUUUCCAUGUUUUAAAUGAUGUCUUGGAAAGUUACAAUUUAGAAGACAGAAAGCUGGACCAAGAGUCAGGUGACCUAGGAUUGAAUCCAGCCAAUCAUCCCAGCCCUCCUUCCCUAACUCCACUGCACCCUCUCAUCGGCCAUGUGCCUUUGCACUCUAGACCUCUUUCAGCUAAAGAGCUGGGACAAUUUUGGUAUAAAAGAAUAAGCCACUUUUUAUACAGAAGUAUGUAACAGUUUCAGUAGAUGAAUUACUUAAA
Loxodonta africana (African savanna elephant) is the source of this 17782-nucleotide messenger RNA. RefSeq names its product olfactory receptor 5B21. Gene Ontology annotation, biological process: G protein-coupled receptor signaling pathway; sensory perception of smell. The coding region runs from base 16041 to 17135 and encodes 364 amino acids. Gene Ontology annotation, molecular function: G protein-coupled receptor activity; olfactory receptor activity; odorant binding. The transcript has a single exon. The record is from RefSeq and is a predicted model, not a curated record. Lineage: Eukaryota; Metazoa; Chordata; Mammalia; Proboscidea; Elephantidae. Gene Ontology annotation, cellular component: membrane.